Messenger RNA from Emys orbicularis (European pond turtle), 2391 nucleotides. It is a transcript of the gene ARMH4, whose product is annotated as armadillo like helical domain containing 4. Bases 1 to 2391 code for a protein of 796 amino acids. The record is from RefSeq and is a predicted model, not a curated record. NCBI's taxonomy places the organism in Eukaryota, Metazoa, Chordata, Testudines, Emydidae. The transcript has 7 exons.
AUGAUCAACUCUGCAAAUUUCUGUGCACAUCUUUCUUCCGAUAUGAGCAGAUCAAUAGGAUUUCACAUUUGCAUGGUCCUAUGCAGCAUCCUGCUCAGCUCCACCAGCCUGCAAUGUCUAACCUUUCAGAAACCGGAGAAAGACACAGUAUGGGUCCAACAAACUGCAUUGGCAGGGAAUGGGCUAGAAGACAAGAGGAUGAGCAUGCAAAGCUUGGAAAAUAACAUAGGCCCUUCUGAGCAAUCAACCAGUGUUGCUGUCUCAGAAGAGCCAUCUGGAGUGUCAACAGAGCCAUCUGGGACUUCGUUAAACAAGAUCUUCACCGCUAAAGGAGAAACGCAGCACACAAGUCUUAGUGAUAAUCUUUUCAUAGGCAGUCAGAGCCUCGAUGUUUACCCCCCUACAGUGUCAAUGGUUGUGGCAGAUGAAAGUGAGUUCAGUCCCACUGGCUCAAGCAAAGAGUCGAGUGAAAAUGGGCUACUGAAGGCCAUGCUAACUACAGCUUUGACUACUCUCAAUCCGGACAUUGAGGCUGAUGUGCUCAGUAGUACUGUGUUCAAGACGACAGUAGGGGGUAGCACAGAGGCCGGACAUAGUUUUAUUAGUGACCUGGAUAAGCACUUUUUUAGGAUGGAUGCUAUAGAAGGAGGGAAGAAGGCAGAUGGUAGUUCCGACCUCUCAGCUACACCCCAGCUUAGCAAUGAAGAAUUGCCAACUCUGCACCCCAGAACCCAAAACUUAGAAGUGGUGAGUGACUACCCCACAAGCCCUUUACUUUUGGCUCAUCAAACAGCUGAUUCUGAGCCUGGAACACUGGAGCCAAAUGUAGGGAGCCCUUUGCAGUUGACAGAUGCCCGUGCCUCUGCCCUCACUGCGAAACAGACAUUUGUAUCCACUGAUGCCUCCCUAAAUUUGGAAACAAAAACGGACAGCAGGCAAGGGAGCUUGCGAGUGGCAGCUAGUGCUGUCACAGGUGCUCCAGCUGUCUCUGUACUGAGUGAUGAUUGGGAUGAUACAAAAUUAGGAACUAUAAGUCAGGUAAGAGGCUCAAAGCAUGAGGAGGAAAAACAGAACGAUGUGAUAGCGGAAUCUCCUUGGACAACGGGAGGAGAGGAUGAUGAAGAUGAUGUGAAAAGAGGCAUGCCGUUUACAGCUUCUGCAUAUGCAACAACCGUGAAACUAGAAAAAAACAUGUACCCUGGGCCAGCACAGGUGUCAAUGCAGGGGGAGGUGAUGCCAACAGUUUCCGCUGGCCAAACUUCUGUUUAUCUCACAAGUCCCUUGGCAGAAGCUGAAGUGACUGCUAUAAACACAAAGAAACAUACAGAACCAGUCACAAUGGAUGAUAGGAAAAGUGUCUCCUUGUCAUUGCCAGAGACUGUUACUAUGACGGACACAAAAUCCAAUAGCUUCCUUAUCCUGGGAAAUUCAUUAAAAGGUGUUACUCAAGAGACGAUGACAGCCAGUCAAGAAACUGAUGCCACCUUGCCAGUCAUGACACCAGCAUGCUUUGCUGUACACGAGACCACAAGUGAAGCAAGCGUGACAGAGGAAGAAAGCAAGGGGGCAACCCUGAUACCAACUGUUUCUAGUGUAGCCCAGCUGUCGAAAAAGUCAGAACAGUCAGCCACUACUGUCGCCUUUGCUGCCACCCAUUUGUCUAUUGCAAAAACCCCAGAUGCCGAAGUAGUCUUAACAGACCUGGUCACUGUCUCAGAUGAGGAAGCAGUCACUGCUCUUCCCGAAUCCUCAGAGACCCUUGCUGGAAUGAGAAUGCAGGUGGAGGAGCUGACCCGGAGAACUGCGACCCUGGCAACUCCAGCUUUGAUGGCAUCUUCUGUAAGGAGAACUGUUGUUCCAUCUGUGAGGCGGAUUAGCACAGCUGUCACCUACGGAUUGGACCGGCUGGAGUCGGAAGAGGGGGAGGAGGAGGAGGAUGAAGAGGAGGAUGAAGAAGAGGAAGAGGAGGAAGACAGAGAUACAGACUCAAUGGAGGAAAGCAUGGAGGGUGACACGGAGCUGCCAGGUUUCACUCUUCCUGGCGAAACUUCCCAGGAGCCUGUCGUUGGCAUAGGAGACUCUGCAGCGCAGCUGGCUGGGGUAUCUUACCAAGUUCCAGACACCAUUGAAUGGGAACAGCAAAACCAGGGCCUUGUGAGAAGCUGGAUGGAAAAGCUAAAAGAUAAGGCGGGAUACAUGUCUGGGAUGCUGGUUCCUGUGGGGGUCGGUAUAGCUGGAGCCCUGUUUAUCCUGGGAGCGCUCUACAGCAUUAAGAUCAUGAAUCGCCGAAGGAGAAACGGCUCCAAAAGGCAUAAAAGAAAGCAGAGGGAAUUUAACAGCAUGCAAGAUCGAGUAAUGCUCUUAGCUGAUAGCUCUGAAGAUGAAUUUUGA